Molecule: messenger RNA, 789 nt
Organism: Perkinsus marinus ATCC 50983
Lineage: Eukaryota; Perkinsozoa; Perkinsida; Perkinsidae
Exons: 2
Coding region: 1-789 (262 amino acids)
Source: RefSeq, a predicted model, not a curated record
AUGGCCCCUUUCCCGAGCAGGCCAUCAGGGCCGUCUUACGCCCCUCCCAAUAUCUACUGUCCACGAGUAUUACGGGGACAGUACUGGCUAGAGAGGAAGUCCGGCUACCACGCCGACAGGACCCGUGGAGGACCACCGCAGCCCCAUAGCGGUCGUGCUGGCCCCAGCGAGACUGUGACUUAUAGCUCGAGUACCGCAUACGGUGUUGAGCCCGUGGAUGGUGGGUGGUAUUACGAUUGUGAGAAUGGUCAUGGCUACGACCCCGUCUACUCCCAGGGUGUAGAGCCUCAGGCUUGUGAUGAUGAUGGUGAUGGUGAAUACUACAUCGACACCAGGUGGGCGAAUGACCGAGACGGUCUUGAUGAGCAAUGCUUUAAUCCCCACUGUUACGACAACGGCCAGUGUACUGGGUCGUAUUACUCUCAACGUGCUCACUCUUGGCAGCAGCAGCAGGAGCAAGCUGUGUCCGGUGCUUGGCCUCGGGACGGUGCGUACUCAGGAGGGCGCUGUCAAGAAACGAUCCAUGAGGAGGGACCAGUUGAGGCUGGAGUUUGUGGUGGAAGGAGCAACCACGAUAAUGGAGAUUCGUCGUCUGCGAGAUAUAGUGAGCGGACAGUGAGGGAGGGUCCGAUCGGAAACUCCGGUGGUGGUCGGAGUGAAUUGGAGCGGCAACGGCAACGACGAAGAGACGAAAGUUACGACGAGCGGGAUGAGCCCAAUCACGACCAUAAGCAUCGAGUCGAGAGGACCGGCAUCGACACCAUAGGAGGAGGCAGGGCUCGGGAGUAG